Trichechus manatus latirostris (Florida manatee) is the source of this 7593-nucleotide messenger RNA. RefSeq names its product microfibril associated protein 3 like (gene MFAP3L). The transcript has 4 exons. Bases 499 to 1725 code for a protein of 408 amino acids. Lineage: Eukaryota; Metazoa; Chordata; Mammalia; Sirenia; Trichechidae. The record is from RefSeq and is a predicted model, not a curated record.
CAUUCCUUGAUGGUUCUCCAGCUUCUUCUCAAUAGAAGCAGUGGAUUUACCCAUGAGACUGAAAGCAAACUGGUGUGUGGGGAGUCCUUCCUAACUCUGGAUUUAGAAGGCAGCUCAUUGCGAGUUUCCCCUUAAGCGAUUCUCACUGGAUUCCACGUGAGGGUGGCUUUCUAUGGCAAGGACGCAAGCAUUGCUGUGGGUGCCCAGCACUGUGCCAACUAUUACGAAAAUCCUCUGGAACUGUAUGCCAGAGUCCCUGCCGUCGAGGAGCUCUCUUUGUAAUUGAGAAGAAAUGUCCUCAGCACAAAACCGAGAAAAGUGCAAGAUGAUUUAGCAGGAGGGGUGGCCAAAGUUCACUACAAGCUGUUCUUAAUCAAGUUCCAACUCUAUGGAUCCAGGACAGGUUUGUCCCAUGGCCUGCUCUGAACAGUCUGUUGUCUAAUAGAAGAUUCCGUUGGCAAACCAUCUCUCUAUUGCCUUACAGAGAAAGCAAAGAAGAUGGAUCAGUUGAAGAGCCAUCUGACUGUGUGCUUUUUACCUUCUGUGCCCUUUUUAAUCCUAGUAUGGACUCUAGCAACUGCUAAGAGUGUGACCAACAGCACUUUAAAUGGCACUGAUGUGGUCUUGGGAUCUGUGCCCAUCAUCCUUGCCACAAUGGACCAUAUCAUAGUCAAGGAAGGGAACAGUGCCUUGAUUAAUUGUAGUGUUGAUGGCGUCCCUGGCCCGCAAUUCAAGUGGUAUAAUUCUGUUGGCAAGCUGCUGAAAGAAGAGGAUGAGAAAGAGAGAGGAGGAGGAAAAUGGCAGAUGCAUGACAGCGGCCUCCUGAACAUCACCAAGGUGUCUUUUUCAGACCGAGGUAAAUACACGUGUGUGGCUUCUAACAUCUAUGGCACUGUGAACAACACAGUGACCCUGAGAGUCAUCUUUACCUCUGGAGACAUGGGCGUCUACUACAUGAUCGUCUGCCUCGUGGCCUUCACCAUCGUCAUGAUCCUUAACAUCACCCGCCUGUGCAUGAUGAGCAGCCACCUGAAGAAGACUGAGAAAGCUAUUAACGAGUUCUUUAGGACAGAAGGUGCAGAGAAGCUGCAAAAGGCAUUCGAGAUUGCCAAGCGGAUCCCCAUCAUCACCUCAGCGAAAACUUUAGAGCUUGCCAAAGUCACCCAGUUCAAAACCAUGGAAUUUGCCCGCUACAUCGAAGAGCUGGCCAGGAGUGUGCCUCUGCCUCCUCUCAUUAUGAACUGCAGGACGAUUAUGGAGGAAAUCAUGGAAGUGGUCGGGCUGGAGGAGCAGGGGCAGAAUUUUGUGAGGCAUACUCCAGAAGGCCAGGAGGCCCCCGACAGGGAUGAGGUUUAUACAAUCCCAAACUCUCUGAAGCGAAGCGACUCCCCCACCGCCGACUCAGACGCCUCAUCCCUACAUGAACAGCCUCAGCAGAUUGCCAUCAAGGUGUCUGUCCACCCACAAUCCAGAAAAGAUCACGUGGACGACCAAGAGCACGUGCAGUUUGAAGUCAAAGAUGACGAGGAGACCGAACCGUCAGCCGAACAUUCCCCGGAAACUGCAGAACCUUCCACAGAUAUAACAUCCACAGAGCUAACGUCUGAAGAACCAACACCUGUUGAGGCAUCGGAUAGAGUAUUGCCACCAGCUCACCCGGAAACUGCAGAGCCAGCGGUGACACAUGACAAAAACACCUGCAUUAUUUAUGAAAGCCAUGUCUAAUCACAACUCUGAAAAGCUAUGCAUAUCGAGAAAAUCAGGGGCUGCUCCUUGUGAUAACAGAGGUAGUAUGCACUUGCCGCUAAGCCUUACCAGGAGACCCUCAUCCACUAGGUAGGAGUGAUGCCCUCUUAAAAGGGGAAACAUCUGUGUGCAGUUUAUGUGACUGGAAUUGCCCCAGUAGUGAAGGUAUGAGAAACGUCAGGGUACAGGACUGAUCAUGCCGACAGAAGAUGUCUGUUCACGUAACACAAAUCAUACAGACCAGUCUCUGCCAAAUUCCUUAGCUGGUGAUGUCCUUUUGUAAGAUAUUCUGAGCCCAAGAGCCCUGUCCAAUGCAUACCACAUUGCUUUUCCUUUGACAAAGGCUAAGUCUCCUACAAUAGCAAAUGCACGUUCAUGGGUUCGUAGCACUUUCUUCUCAGUUUUCAUUACUUUCACUGUCCUUCGUAUUAGUUGUUAUUAUAUUCAUCUUGAUUGCUCUUCCUCGUUUAGUCAUCUUUGUCGUUUUUGUCCUUAGUUUGCCCUAGAACAUUUACCUCAGAGGCUUUGGUAUCAGUCACCAGUACCAGGGCUGACACAAGUCAUUCGUAAUGUUCCCAAAUAGUUACUAGGCUCUUUGUUACUGUUUCCCAGGCCUGUUUUCAUACGUUGCUUUUUUUGUUUCUAAUGAAGCUGCUAUAGUGAAACUGAGAAAAAAAAAAAAAAUUGUCCAGGAAAUAGCACUUUAAUAGCCAAAUAAAAAUGUGUUUACUUGUCCAGGUCUGGGAGCCUUUUGGUGAGUUCAACUGAGGUGUGGAGGCUUAUGGUAAAAAGUUAUAGAUACCCAUGAAAACGGCCGUUUACAUUUAAGUAACAUCAUCCUCCAAGCAAAGACUGAGUCUUUACCUGGAAAAUUUAUUGCUUCCAAAGACAGAGGCAUUUGAGUUCCUGUAAGUUAUAGAAUAGUGGCUUCCCAGGAGGACUUGCAGGAACCGGAUGCCGUUGAGAGACUCAAACAUUUGAUUGGGGCAGCAGAUACAAGGAUCUGUGAAGUGGUAUAACCAGGUCCUCUUUUGUGAACUGCGAAGCCAACCUGUUGGUCCUUGAAGGGGGGGAGUGUGACGGGUUAGAGUAAUGGUGUAGAGAACUGUACCAUCAAAUUUCAUGCCAAAAUUACUGAAUUAGUAUUCAGGUCCAGAAGAAAGCAGUUAUAUGCAAGGCAGCGGGAUGUGAUAGAAGACAAAACUACCCAUCCAGAGGCUUAAUACCUUACACGACCGUGCAGUGAUCAGCUGCCGGCUUUGGGCGAGUUUGGGCCUCAGUUUCCUCAUCCGUGAGGGAGAGCAGACUAGAUGAACCCUGAGCACUAUUUCAAUGGCCUGGCUCUCUCACGGAACCAAACUGAUGGGUCAUCCUUGCUCUUUUUCCCAGUCACUUUUAAAGAUCUUCCUGUCUGGGUCCGCCUAACAUUUUCAUGCUGCAUUACUUAUUAAAACAAAAUAUCCAUUUCAACAAAUCAUAGCAUUUUAAACAAGUUGUAGGUUACCCCUCCCCCCACCCCCCCAAAAAAAAAAACACACAUCAGGACCACUUCUACAGUUUGGGGGAUUUAAUGGUGGUGAAAAUGAGGACAUCAUUUUCAUUCAUGAGCAGGAGAUAUAAAAACCUUUAAGUAGUACUCGGAGCCGUGGCCACAGGAAGUGACAGAUGAUGAUGGAGGUUACAUAGGGCACGUUGGUAAUGAGGAAGUAGGCCCAGAUGUGUAUCCUCUCUCAGUCACUGUCUGGGUGAGUGAUCUUGGACAACUUUUAUUAAUCUUUGUCAUCUGUAAAAUCCGCAGGUUGUACUUGAUGGGCCACAAGAUCCCUCCUAACUCAAACAUUUAGAGUUUUAUGGAAAGCUUGUGGAGCCCUGGUGGCACAGUGGUUAAGAGCUUGGCUGUUAACCAAAAGGUCAGCAGUUCGAAUCCACCAGCCGCUCCUUGGAAACCCUAUGGGGCAGUUACAUUGUGCCCUGUAGGGUCGCUAUGAGUCAACUUGGCGGCAACUGGUUUGGUUUGAUUUUGGUCUAGAAAGCUUGUUAUCUCCCACGAUGGCCCCCAUUGCAUGAGACAAGCACUUAUGGGAGCAAAAAUGGGUAGGAGACUGGAUGCGUUAGCUGUCCAAGUGUUACAGCAAAUGUAUCUGGCUCUGUAACUUAGGGGACUGGGCUUUUCUUUAGAGGUGACCUGAAUGGGUUUAUUUAUAGAUAACUGGUGUGACAGGUCCCUGGGUGGUGCAAACGGUUUGCGCUCAGCUAUUACCUUGGUGGUGCAGUGGUUAAGAGCUCAGCUGCUAACUAAAAUGUCGGCAGUUCAAAUCCACCAGCUGCUCCUUGGAAACCCUAUGGGGCAGUUCUACUCUGUCCUAUAGGGUCACUAUGAGUUGGAGUCAAGUCAACAGCAACGUUUUUUGUUUUUGUUUUUCUUUAGUGUGACAGGUGAUCUGACAGACCUGGAGUUUGGUUAGACCUUUCUUGACAGGGAGUGAACUGUUGGCAUCAGUUAUAGAUGUCUCAGAUAGUCACAGAAAGAAAUCAGCAGGGAGCAACCAGGAGAAUCCACCAUUCCCAUUUGGACUCUGGACAAGGACUGCGUGUGUUUGGGCUGCAGAAAGUUCUAUCCCCAGCUCUCAGAAUGUAAAUGUUUUCCAGUUGUGGUGGAUGGAGGUCAACAGAAUCUCCCUGUGGAUCUGUAUGCCCAGAGCAGCAACAGGGACUUCUGAGGCUCGUUCUGCCAUAUUGUGCGUGCUUUCCCGAUUUUGUUCAGUUGUCAUUCCACCCAAACCCAUGUGCGAAGUUCCCAGAAGAGCAUGUAGGCAUUCGUUCUGUUUAGACAUUGAUUACAGAGCGAUACUAAGCUAAAACUGGCAUCUUUUUUAUGAAGCAGGAGCAGAAAUAUGUGACCAAAGAAUGUUUCCAGAUUGGUUUUCAUUUCUGUAGACUGGGGUGGGAGGAGGGGGCACACAGAGAUUUUCAAGAUGUCCUCCCUCUUUUAAGGCAUCAAAAUGCUUUUGAUACAAUAAUGGCCAACUGAAAGGGAGAUUGGCUUAUAAAGGGGAUUUCUCCUUCCAGAAAUUCUACACUCUUCCUUUCCAUCCUGUAGCUUCUUUUAAAAACAUGAGAGACCAUCCUGCAGAAUACGAAAUGCAGAAGACAUUGUGACUUUCAGCUGAAUUUUCAAAGAUACAGUGAACUGUUCAGCUUUGUAGAAAUUCACAGGAGUAUGGCUGUGGCGUGUGUGUGUGUGUGUGUGUGUGUGUAUGUGUGUGUGACUUAUUUGAAUAGUUUUAAAACCUUAACACUAAAUUAAUCCCAAUCUAUCCCCUUUGGGUCCUAUGAAGUCAUUCUUAAAAUCAAACAAUUUCUGGUUUGAUUUUAAUUUCUGAGUCAUCCCAGUUAUCUCUCUAGAGAUUUUUUCUUUCUUUCUUGAAGUUCUGAAAAUGAUUCAGCUAUGUGUGUGUAUUUGAUUCACUUAUAUUAACUGUAAGCUUGGAUGGUAUUUAUUCUAAAUGGAAAAAUACAGAAUUUUAUACUGAAAAUCUAUGUAAUUUAUAAUGGUUUUGUUUUAUAUAUUAUAUUUUCAUAUCUUUAGGGCACAUCUACUACUAUUCUCAUCUUUUUGUAUAUCAUACUUCGCAAAAAGAAAUACUAAUACUUGACUAAGGAGCCCUGGUGGCACAGUGGUUAAAGCGCUUGGCUGCUAGCCAGAAGGUUGGCAGUUUGAACUCACCAGCUGCUCCACGGAAGAAAGAUGUGGCAGUCUGCUUCCGUAAAGAUUGAUAGCCUUGGAAACCCUAUGGGGCAGUUCUCCUGUGUCCUGUAGGGUCGCUAUGAGUCAGAAUCGACUUGACAGCAGUGGGGGAAUACUUGACUAAAAUCUCUAGGAACCAAAUGUGGUAUGUAACAUAUAGAAAUCUCUAAAAAUACCUGAAUGUUAUCAUCCUUCGCAAGCAUUGUUGUGCUGUGUUAUUACAUCCGUAAUGUUUGUCUCAGAUGCUCAUGAGCGUUCCUUUUUCAAGACUAAGACUAAAUUUCAAGGCCUGACACCCUACACCGUGGAUCCUGGAACCCCCUUCCCUUCUUUAUCCUUUUGAAUUGUAGACAUUUGCAUUAAUAAACUUCCCUUUGAAGGGCAAAUGUGAGACAAUAAGAAAGCAACUUUACGGAAAACCGAAUUUACCUGGCUUUGUACAUUAUUUUAAAGGACUGAUCACAUGGCUUGGAUUGUUAUUUACUGGUGAUGUAGGAUCUCUGCCUGGCUCUUUAGCACACUCUGCGAAGAAAAUGUAAGGUACAAAGAUGAUUUGCAUGUUCUAGACAGGAAGUCUCUAAAUGUUGUGCAGCCCACACAAAUCAAUUCAACUAUAGACACGCCAAUCCCAGCCACUAGGGAAAACACUGAGAAAGGCAAAUCAGAUACCUUUUAUUACAUGUAUUGACAUACAAUGUUGCAUCCCUGCUGAAACUCUUCAACGGCAGUCCCUACCGUCCCGUUAGCUAGGGGGAUUUUUCUCAGUAUUUCAUUUGGUAAGAAAAUGGCACCUUUGGCUUAUCUUUCAAAUACUGUCUUUUCUCAGCACAGUUCACCUACUGUCCUUUACCUAGCUUCACAUAUCCUUUUGGCAAUCCUUUAAGAUAUAAACCCUGUUUCUAUUCAUGAUACUAAUUUAAACUAAUUUAUUGAUUAUAUACCAAAUCUUAUUGUAUAUUCACACACAUAUUUUGAGCAUCUGUUAUCCUCCAGAUAUUAACCACUUUUACAUUCACUGUUGAUUUAAAUAUCCUUCAGUAGACCACAAAGUUUAUUUCCCUGAUGGCUUUGUGGAUUUCCACAGUGAUUAUUAGCCAGGUUUGGAUUAAACCAGUGAUGGGGAAAAAAAUCAAAUACAACACAAUUGCUUAUUGUAUUUUCCAAAGGACCAAGUGUUUAUCUGUUACACAAGAAAAUAUUAUAUGAGGGUGAUGAUGGUAUUUAAUUGAGAUGUUUUAGAGAUGGAAUUUAUAAAGGGGCAAAUACUAAAAAUGUCACAGUCGAAACUGAAGCAAGAGAAUAUGAACAUAGAAAGCAAAUAGUUCUAAGAAUAUCCUAGCGUAAAUUAUUUUUAUUUGACUAAUAGUAAAAGCCUUCAAAUGUGUCUCUCAGACACCAAGAAGCUGCUAACUGUAAGUUAGGGUCAAAGAAGACACUUGCUAUUAUGGUUGGUUUGCUGUAUUUCAGUAGUUCUGGGUGUCCUUUGUUAAAAUUGGAAAAUAAAAUGAAAACAUUUAUCUGGGAAGAAAUGUCAAACUGAUGACUUCUGUGAACUAUAAAGUGUUCACUUUUUAAAAAUAAUUUAAAGAUGUAAACAAAUGCCUAAUAUUUAAGUUGAUAUUACAGCCAAAAAACAAACAAAAAAAAAAAACCAUGUGCUCCAUCUUGUACUUUUCACUGUUGCUUUAAUAAAGGGUUUGCGCAGGUGUGUGGAAUGUGUGUCUGUCCCACCUGAAGGGCAUGUCAUUGUGGUCUGAUUUACUUUUUCCAGCAAUAUGGAACCUGUCAUCAGUUCUUGUCCCUGCCUUGUGUAUCUGGUAUUGAGAAGAGAGGAAAAUGAAAUAAUUUGUAUGUAAAACUACAAAACUGUUUCCAAAGCCAGCAGCCUUAACUCCCUCCUGACAGAUUUUAUGGCAAUUUAUUUUUAUGUAUAUCAAGAAAUAAUUUUUAGCACAUAACAUCAAGCUUGCUGUAGAGACUCCAAAAGACCAGGAAACUCGCAUACCAGAACAUUCCACAGGGAGAAACACGAGUAGCAGAUUUGCUAUGAAGCACAUUACCAAAAACCCCGUUGCCAUCGAGUCGAUUCCAACUCAUAG